Messenger RNA from Syngnathoides biaculeatus (alligator pipefish), 3571 nucleotides. RefSeq names its product epithelial stromal interaction 1 (gene epsti1). NCBI's taxonomy places the organism in Eukaryota, Metazoa, Chordata, Actinopteri, Syngnathiformes, Syngnathidae. The record is from RefSeq and is a predicted model, not a curated record. Gene Ontology annotation, cellular component: signaling receptor complex; plasma membrane. Bases 3 to 2102 code for a protein of 699 amino acids. Gene Ontology annotation, biological process: transforming growth factor beta receptor signaling pathway; protein phosphorylation; cellular response to growth factor stimulus. The transcript has 15 exons. Gene Ontology annotation, molecular function: activin binding; transforming growth factor beta binding; protein tyrosine kinase activity.
GAAUGGAGCAUAUCCAGCAUUCGCAGUCCGGCCCCCUUCCUCUCUCGGCCCAUGAGAGAGAAAAGAAAAAUGAGAGAGAGAUGAAAGCGAGCCGUCCGAUAUGCCGGGACCGUCGCCGGGACCGUGUCUGCUCCUCCAACUGCUCCUUGUCCUCCUUCUGCUCCUCCCUACAGGAGAUCUGCGUGGCCGUGUGGACGGAGUCUAACGCAAGCGUGUCCGUGCGAACCAUGUGCCACAAUCCCGCGCUGCCGUUGGAUGGCGCGGAGGAAACCGAGCUUCUGCUGGGCUCAACGUCUAACGAGUGUCAAAUGACUGGAGCGGCAAAGACUGCCCGGACUGCGCAACCGGCCGUGACCUUGCAGGUGUGCGCUUGCCGUGGCGAACACGAGUGCAACGACAAGCUCAUCUUCCGACGCGAUGCUAACGGUUUGCCUUCUGUGUGGGACAAAGACGUGAUCCCGGCGGUGCUGGUCAGCCUGGUCCCGCUCGUCGUGGCGCUGGCAAUAGUCGCCACCCUCUACUGGACCUCCAAGCGACAAAGCCGCAAAAGAGCCCCCUCCGGACUUUGGAGCCCGCUGGCCCACCCGGACCCGAGGGGAAAAAACACACCGGCAGCCCCGUCCGGCACGCCCAAGCCGGGACAGGCGGACCGGUCGCCGGCCGUCCAAAUGGAAGCGGCGGUGGGCGGCGGUCGCUUUGUGCGGGUGUGGAGGGCCCGGCUCCUGGGUGAGAGUCCAAACCAAGCGGGCGGCGGCGGCGGCAGCUCUGUGAUCGCGGUGAAAGUUUUUCCCCGCGCCGAGGUAGCGGCUUGGAGGCACGAAGGCGCCAUCUUGGCUGACGCCGGGAUGCAGCACCGCAACAUCGUCCCAUUCUUGGGGGCGCAGGUGAGGGGCGGGGCCUACUGGCUGCUGCUGGCCUAUCACAGGCUGGGAAAUCUUCGAGACUUCCUGACAGCCAACGUUCUGGGCUGGAAGCGGCUGCUAACGAUGGCGACCGGCUUGGCGCGAGGCCUGGCGCACCUGCACAGCGACACCCUUUGGCCGUCGGGGUCGCCCAAGUUGGCUUCGGGGCUACGUUUUGGGGUCGGGGGUGAGGAAUCGGGCUGCUUAGGGUUAGCGGCAAACGGUGUCGGUGGCUCACCGCGACGUGAAGAGCGGCAACGUGCUGGUGAAGGACGACGGAGACGUCGCUCUGUGCGACUUUGGCCUCGCCGUCAAACUCCACGACGAGCUCACCGCGGACGACUUCGCCAACAGCGGCCAGGUGGGCACGGCGCGCUACAUGUCUCCGGAAGCGUUAGAGUCUCGCGUGAACCUGGAGGAUGGCGGCGAGUCCUUCAAGCAGAUGGACGUCUACUCCAUGGCGCUCGUCCUUUGGGAGAUGGCCUCGCGAUGCCGCGUCGGCAGAGUUUAGGGGGAGUGAGCGUCAUCGCUCCGAUCGAGUCUCGCCGGAACAGGAACAGAAUGAUAGCUGAGAAGGAAGAAGAAGAGCUGCAAAAAUGGAAGGAGGCUCACAGACUCGCACACGUGCACACGACGCCACAGAGACUCGGCGGCCACGCCUCCUUGGCCCAAGUCCGGGAGAAACAGUUGGCGGACUUGCGUUGCUCCAAGAUCCAGAAGAAGCUCAAACAGGAAACUUUGGCGAAGAACAAAAGACAAGAAGAAGAAGAUGCGCUCCAGUGGAAGAAAGACGAACAGAGACAAAAGGCCGAACGUCUGGAGCAACGGAAGACGGCGGAGCGACACGCCAGGCGGGAAAACCUCCGUCGGGAUCACGCCCGGGUGAACUCGGCCUUCUUGGACAAGCUGGACCGGCACGGCGGAGGAAGCCCGGAAAGACGGACGAGCGAGGCGCCGCCCGGCGCCGGUGGACGCCACGGACCCGGACCUCGUGGUGAGGACGCCGUCUCUGGCGAGGCCGAGGAGUCCGACCGAGAUGAGUACCAAGAGCGGUACCGCUACAAGAACCUGGAAUGGGCCUUGAUGAAACUGAUGGCAAAGUUUCCAAACUUCAGCAGACUCUUCCUGGAGGACAUUCUUGACCAGUGUAGUGGCGACUACCUGCAGGCGUACGCUCUACUCGAGGGCUCGAUGACUUGAAGUCCAACGACCCAAAUGCAGGCCUGGUGGAGCGCUUCUAUGUUGUGAGGAUUUUUGAAUUAAAUGCGGGCCGGGUUUUGCGAGAUAAGAGACUUCGCUUGCUCUAUUUUUUUUUUUUUUUUUUGCAUUGUGUUGCGAGCCAGAAACUGAUCAAACUCAAGUCCAGAUGCUUGCAGAGACCAAAAGCCUUGUCUGGACAUUUCCAGGGACCAAGAUUCAAGUCCAGACCCUUCCAGAGACCAAACGUCACGUCCGCAUGGCUCCAGAGACCAAAACUCGAGUCCAGAUGCUUGCAAAGACCAAAAUCCUUGUCUGGACCUUUCCAGGGACCGAAAUCCAAGUCCAGACCCUUCCUGAAACCGAAAGUCACGUUCACAUGGCUCCAGAGACCAAAACUCGAGUCCAGAUGCUUGCAAAGACCAAAAUCCUUGUCUGGACCUUUCCAGGGACCGAAAUCCAAGUCCAGACCCUUCCGGAGACCAAACUUCACGUCCACAUGACUCCAGAGAAUAAAACUCGAGUCCAGAUGCUUGCAGAGACCAAAAGCCUUGUUUGGACCUUUCCAGGGACCAAAAUCCAAGUCCAGACCCUUCCGGAGACCAAACUUCACGUCCACAUGACUCCAGAGAAUAAAACUCGAGUCCAGAUGCUUGCAGAGACCAAAAGCCUUGUCUGGACCUUUCCAGGGACCAAAAUUCAAGUCCAUACCCUUCCUGAAACCGAAAGUCACGUCCACAUGGCUCCAGAGACUAAAACUCGAGUCCAGAUGCUCGCAGAGGCCAAAAGCCUUGUCUGGACAUUUCUAGGGACCAAAAUCCAAGUCCAGAGACCAAAAGUCUCGUCCACAUGCCUCCAGAGACUAAAAGUGGAAUCCAGAUCCAAAGGGCCAGCCACUCUCGAGCUGACUGACGAGGCCACGGCCCUUUUCCGACCACUCGGUCGCGGAUGUGCGGCAAAGUGGCGUUCUCUUGUCUUCUGGUCUCUUGUGUUUGUGGCGCGGCGGGCCGAUUGUUGCCAGCCGCUGAUCUCGGGGCAUUUGCUGUGUUGUUGUCUGCAAGCUCGAGUGAGUUACUUUUUCCUUUUUCUUUUGGGGUUUUCGCAGAGGGUCAGCAGCAUGACUCAAAAUCUUCCAUCUUGGCCUGGUUUUGAUGGCCCUGAAUUGAGUCAGCCGCAAGUGGAAGCGCUCCACCCAAAUGCGGGGCCGAUGUCCCCCUUUUUGUUUUUCAGGAAAGUAAUCUUCUCAAGAAACCGCCGGGAGUUGGACUCGGGGUCGCUUUACGCUUUUCCAAGCAUCCCGUGGCGCGCUCAAGCGUAUGAAUGUAAAUAUUCUCUCCCACUUCAUGCCGGCGGCUGUUUUUGAUGGAAAGCUCACGUCGCUGAUUUGUUUUGUUGUCUGUUUUUGUUUUCCAAAUGACAAAUGUCUGUGUUAAAUUGGGAAGAUGCUUCCAAUUAAAGGCUGAGAAAUUCAA